This is a messenger RNA of Labrus bergylta (ballan wrasse), 663 nucleotides long. The record is from RefSeq and is a predicted model, not a curated record. Lineage: Eukaryota; Metazoa; Chordata; Actinopteri; Labriformes; Labridae.
UUGACGUGUACGGAAGUGCGUGACUGAACUGGUGAUUACGGAAAUAUCUGCUCAACCAGAAUAAAAUAAAUAAAGGAUUAAUAUCUGCGUCGCCACCUGUGUAAUCCUGUAACACUGUCCACAAUGUCCAGGCAAUCCAACCGAACGACAGACAGCAAGAAGAUGAACUCAGAGCUGUUCACGCUGACCUAUGGAGCCCUCGUCACCCAGCUGUGUAAAGACUACGAGAAUGACGAGGAAGUCAAUAAACAACUGGACAAGAUGGGCUAUAACAUCGGAGUGCGUCUGAUUGAGGACUUCCUGGCACGCUCCAGCAUCGGCAGGUGUCAGGAUUUCCGAGAAACGGCGGAUGUCAUCGCUAAGGUUGCCUUUAAGAUGUACCUGGGGGUCACUCCGAGUGUGACUAACUGGAGCCCAGCAGGGGACGAGUUCUCCCUCAUCCUUGAGAACAACCCACUUGUGGACUUUGUGGAGCUGCCGGAUAACCACAGCACGCUGGUUUACUCAAACCUGCUGUGUGGAGUCCUCAGAGGAGCCCUGGAGAUGGUCCAGAUGGCUGUGGAUGUGAAAUUUUCUCAGGACACUCUGAGAGGGGACAAUGUGACGGAAAUCCGCAUGAAGUUUAUCAAGAGGAUCGAAGAAAAUCUCCCUGCAGGAGAGUGA